Spizellomyces punctatus DAOM BR117 is the source of this 3121-nucleotide messenger RNA. RefSeq lists its product as uncharacterized. The transcript has 17 exons. Bases 164 to 3019 code for a protein of 951 amino acids. Gene Ontology annotation, cellular component: COPI vesicle coat. Gene Ontology annotation, biological process: endoplasmic reticulum to Golgi vesicle-mediated transport; intra-Golgi vesicle-mediated transport; intracellular protein transport. The record is from RefSeq and is a predicted model, not a curated record. Gene Ontology annotation, molecular function: translation initiation factor activity; protein binding; RNA binding. Lineage: Eukaryota; Fungi; Chytridiomycota; Chytridiomycetes; Spizellomycetales; Spizellomycetaceae.
GAGUUUGUCGCGGGAUCGUGUUUUCGAUUUUGGUGUCGACGAGAACGGCGGCAAUCGGGACUUUCUCCGUCGUGUGCUGUUCAUAGCAAAGCUUUCCCGUCCGCCUUAGAGGUCCAUUGAGUCCCAUCGUUAGCCACUUUCAGUUUCCUUCCGUCACAUAGCUAUGCCUCUCCGGUUGGAUAUAAAGCGAAAGCUAUCAAGUCGAUCCGACCGAGUAAAGUCAGUCGACUUUCAUCCAACGGAACCUUGGCUUCUUGCGGCCCUGUACAACGGUACAGUGUAUAUAUGGAACCAUGAGAACCAGAACCUCGUGAAAACUUUUGAAAUAACGGACCUUCCUGUCCGAGCGGCCAGAUUCAUUGCGCGCAAAUCAUGGUUGAUUGCUGGUUCCGAUGAUAUGCAGGUUCGCGUCUUCAACUACAAUACCCAUGAAAAAGUGACGGCAUUCGAGGCACAUCAAGAUUACAUCCGCAACAUCGCCGUGCAUCCAACGCAACCUUACGUGCUGACUUGCUCGGAUGAUAUGCUGAUCAAAUUGUGGGAUUGGGAGAAGGGAUGGCGAAAUAUCAUGGUGUUCGAAGGACACACACACUAUGUCAUGCAAGUCAACUUCAACCCAAAGGACGGGAAUACGUUUGCCAGUGCGUCGCUUGAUCGCACAGUCAAGGUCUGGUCACUUGGAUCAAGUGUACCAAAUUAUACAUUAGAAGGCCACGAGAAGGGCGUCAACUGUGUGGAUUAUUACCAUGGAGGAGACAAGCCUUAUCUUAUAACUGGUGCUGAUGACAAACUAGUCAAGGUUUGGGAUUACCAAAACAAGACUUGUGUCCAGACCUUGGAGGGGCAUACUCAGAAUGUCACCGUCGCUUGCUUCCAUCCGGAACUUCCCAUCAUUAUCACUGCCAGUGAAGAUGGUACUGUACGUCUUUGGCAUGCCAAUACAUACCGCCUGGAAAACACCCUCAACUAUGGAAUGGAACGGGCGUGGGCUGUGGCUUAUUCCCGUGGCAGCAACGAUGUCGCCUUUGGAUAUGACGAGGGAACCAUUGCCAUCAAGCUUGGGCGGGAAGAGCCAGCAGUGAGCAUGGACAAUGGAGGAAAGAUCAUUUGGGCACGUCACAGUGAAAUUCUAACGGCGAACGUUAAAGCGAGUGUGGACGAAAGCAUAAAGGACGGCGAACGGAUUAGCCUUGCAACCAAGGAACUGGGAAGCUGUGAGAUCUACCCGCAGAUGCUGCAGCACAGUCCGAAUGGCCGCUUCGUUGUGGUGUGCGGGGAUGGCGAGUAUAUUAUCUACACUGCACUGGCAUGGCGAAACAAGAGCUUUGGAAGCGCCUUGGAGUUUGUUUGGGCAUUGGAUUCCAAUGAGUACGCUAUCCGCGAAUCCUCGUCAAAGGUCAAAGUCUUUAAGAACUUCAAGGAAAAGACCGAUGUGGUUAUCAGACCCACAUAUAGUGCGGAAGGAAUUUACGGCGGAGCGCUCCUCGGUAUUCGUGGUAGCAACUUCCUGAACUUCUAUGACUGGGAGACUGGUGUGUGCGUGCGUAGGGUUGAUGUGGUUGCACGGAAUGUAUAUUGGUCCGAAUCAGACUUGGUAGCGAUUGUCUGUGAUGACACGACCUACGUUCUCAAGUUCAACCGAAUUGCAUACCAGCAAUACGUGGAAAGGCACGGAGCUAACACGGUUGGCGAGGAAGGAAUUGAGGAGGCGGUGGAGUUUGUUACCGAGAUCGCAGAAAGCGUGAAGACGGGAUGUUGGGUUGGCGAUAGCUUUAUAUACACGAACUCGGCCAACCGGCUGAACUACCUGGUUGGAGGACAAACGUCUACUCUUGCCCAUUUUGACACGACUAUGUACGUCCUCGGUUACAUCAACCGAGUGUACCUGUCGGAUAAGGACCUCAACGUGUCGAGCUACGCCCUUCCCAUCACGCUUAUUCAAUACCAAACCGCUGUCCUACGAGGUGAUUUGGCAACGGCGGAUAGCUUACUGCCAAGUGUUCCAGCAGAUCAAAGAAAUCGGGUGGCCAAGUUUUUGGAGAGCCAGAAUAUGAAGGAGCAAGCUCUGGCUGUGACGGCGGAUCCAGAGCACCGAUUCGAUCUUGCUAUUCAGCUUCAAAAGCUGGAUGUAGCUCAUGAAGUUGCUCAGUCUCUCGAUCAGGCGGACAAGUGGAAGACUGUCGGAGACAAGGCCUUGGAAAUGUGGCAGUUUGGAUUGGCAGAAGAUUGUCUCAAGAACGCAAAGGACUUUGAGGGCUUGUUGCUAAUGUACCAGGCAGCAGGAAACAGUCAAGGUCUAGCACAACUUGCCGAGCUCGCGGUAGAGCAGGGCAGGAACAAUAUCGCUUUCAUGUCAUAUUUGCUUCGCGGAGACAUUGAGCAAUGCAUUGACCUCUUGACGUCCACGGAUCGUAUCCCUGAAGCUGCAUUGUUGGCGCGUACCUACAUGCCGAGUCAAGUACCCCGUGUUGUCAAUCUUCUGCGCCAGUCUCUCAUAAAGGACAACAAGGCCAAGGUUGCAGAAGCGAUAGCAGGACCCACUGAAAAUGAGGAACUGUUCCCAGACUUCAAGUAUGGUCUGUUUGCUGAGGAGGGAUUCAAACGGCGACGGGAGAAGGGACCAGUGCCUGCGACGGAAUAUUUAGAAUGGAAGGACAGUUUGGAGUGGGACGUGGUCGGCCAACUGAAGGAACGAUUCCCUGACGGUCCACCAGAGUUGCAACCUGAGGUGAAUGGAGAUAACCGUGGAGGACCACGUGUUCGAUUGAACCUGGAGGAAGGCCAUAUUCCUGGUGAUGAAGAGACCAGAUCGUUCACCUCUGACGAACGGUUCGACGCAAUAUCCGACAACAUGAGCCAUAUGAGUCUGGAAGUAAACACUACAGGCACGGGGUCACUACGGGGAGACUUGGAUUUUGAUGACCUGGCAUCGUUCCCUGAUGCCGGAAGUGUUGGAGACCUCAAUCCAGAAGAUGAAGAUAUUGACAAAUUUCUAGCCUCUACAUCAGGAUCUGUCUAAAAUUGUAAUAUGAAACAUCUUAUACAUUUGUUGCUGCGAUAACUGCGAACCUUGCUUCACGUGCGUGAAAUAAAUAAAUAGAUUGCAGGAAAGGCACCCCGA